Messenger RNA from Cheilinus undulatus (humphead wrasse), 2265 nucleotides. RefSeq lists its product as uncharacterized. Bases 146 to 2176 code for a protein of 676 amino acids. The transcript has 12 exons. Gene Ontology annotation, molecular function: oxidoreductase activity, acting on paired donors, with incorporation or reduction of molecular oxygen, reduced ascorbate as one donor, and incorporation of one atom of oxygen. NCBI's taxonomy places the organism in Eukaryota, Metazoa, Chordata, Actinopteri, Labriformes, Labridae. The record is from RefSeq and is a predicted model, not a curated record.
GGAAGAUUAGAGUCUGUCAAAACGGCCUUUGAACGUGUUUGUCAACAGUCUGACUUCUGAAAUAAAAAACGGCUCUGAAUUAAACUCGACCAAAGAGAUGCUCGGACUCCACUAUUUGUAGUGACUCUCAUCGUCAGGAGGAAUCAUGGCGUUGUUUCGUACAAAGUUUUCGCUGUUAUGGUGCCUUAUUGUUAUGACAGCGCCUGUGAUUAAAGGCGCAGGGAAAGCGAAACUAAUCGAAGAGGACGAGGCCUGUCAGUCCCAAGACUACAUGAUCAGCCUGAGGUCCACUACAGCCUCUUCCGCUGGGCCGGAGCCUGGAGACCCUGCUGCCGCCUUCACUGUCCGGACACUGGAUGGAGAGUUCAGCUAUAAACCUGGAUCUCUGCAGGGUCCUCUCAUCGUCCAUGCCUUCACCAAACAUUCGGGCUUUCUGGAGUGCUUGUGGAGCUCCGAGUCUUCUCUGACCAGUCUGGUGGAGGAGCUUCCGAACAGCACACAGAUCCUCUUCCUGUCUCUGGACGAGUCUUCGGUCACUGAUGCUCAGUGGAUGAGGGAACAGGUGCACCGAGUCGCCCUGCUGAGGGGUAAGAAGGAGAUUCUGUCCCGGCUGCACUUUGCUCCGAUGCCCAUCUUCGCCCUGGGAAACUGGUUACCCACUGUGCUUUACUACUGGGGCUGCUCGUCCCGCAGCUGUCUCCUCUCCCAGGCUGUUUUCACCUCAGAGGAGUGGAAGCUGCCGAUAGUAAUCAAGAGACUAGAUGCCAGGUAUGACUGGCUGAUGACACGAUGGGGUCCAAAGUCACACCAGCUGGUGGAUGCUUAUGACGGCUGUGAUACCUUCCCUUCGGUGGCUGGUGCUGUGGCCUGGGUGUCCGAGGGAAACUGCUCCUUCUUCACCAAGGUGGAGAAUAUGGCCAAAUCCAAUGCCUCCGGUGUCCUUGUCUACGCCCUCCCUGGUAACCCGCUCCAGGACAUGAACUGCGAGGGAGACGACUGCGACACAACGUUGAACAUCCCUGCUUCCAUGGUGCAUUUUGAGCCUUCGGUUGCUCAAGUGCUUGAAUCUGGACAACCAGUGUUUGUGACCUUCCAGAUCACGCCGUCCCCCAGUGGAUUCUUCAGUAUUGACCCAUGGGGGUCACUGGCUGAGAUGGGCUGGUUCCUUUACCCCUCGUUCAGCUUCAUCAACUGGCAGGCACAGUGGUUUGAUUUCUAUGCAGAGCUGCAGACAAAGCUUCAAAGACCUGCAAAGAUCAUUCCCAUAUUUGACAGAGAGCUGAUGCAAGGGGAAAAAGGAGCGGUCGCUACAGUUGACCUGCCGCUAGACAUGUUGGAAUAUGACCUGCUGGAGCUAGACGCGUCACUGUCGUGUCCCGGCAGGAGAGACUCAACCUGCGCUCACUGGGAUCACACGGUGCAGCUGUUUGUGUGCUGCGAUCAAACUGGUCCGUACUGCAACACCGAGCUGGGACGAUGGAUCACUGCUUUCCGCAGAGGCACUGGACGCUGGCUGACAGAUGUCUCUCCUCUGCGCCCCCUGCUGGACAGCAACAAAUGCACAUUCACUAUGAAGACAGUGCCAUGGGCGAUGCCGUGGCACACAUCCCUCAACCUGAGAUUCAGUGUCAGCAAUCAGACAGCCACAGGAAACUUCACAGAAGACGGCGAUGAAGAGAGCCUACUCCCCUUCAGAGUGAUGCCUCUGUACAGCGGAGGAACCUUCGACAAAAACUACAACAAGAGAUUCAAGCCAAUCAAAUUCUCUGUUCCGACUUCAACCAAAAAGGUUGAGCUGUACGCCGUCAUCACAGCACACGGCUACGACAACAACAAAUGUGGAGAGUUUUGUGUCACCUCCCAUAACUUCCUGUUCAACGCGUUUUAUAACAACACGCUUGUUUUUGAUUCAGCAGGGUCACCUCUGGGUUGUGCCAUGCGGGUAAAAGAAGGUGCAGUACCAAAUGAACACGGUACGUGGCUGUACGGACGCGGAGGCUGGUGUGAUGGACUGCAGGUUGAUCCCUGGAGGAUUGAUAUCACCAAACAGCUAGACAUCAGUGGGUCUGAGUCAAACACUGUUGUCUACUUCGGCCUGUUCAACGGGACGGAUCCUAAUCCAUCCAAGGAUCCUGGAUACAUCAUCAUGUCCUCUUUUCUUGUCUUCUACAAAUGAUGCCUCUUUGUAGCACUAAAAAAUGAAUAAUUCACUGGAUAAAAGGAAACAACACUGAAUGUAAAAUCAAGCCAAAGAUUAAAUGUCUA